Prunus armeniaca (apricot) is the source of this 882-nucleotide messenger RNA. NCBI's taxonomy places the organism in Eukaryota, Viridiplantae, Streptophyta, Magnoliopsida, Rosales, Rosaceae. The record is from the annotation of a GenBank genome assembly.
AUGUUUCGAUCACAUGAGACCGCUAAGAGUUUGACUUGGCAUGCUGCUAGAAAAUCAAUUGACGGUUAUAUGUCUCAUCCAGCGGAUUCCCCGUCUUGGAAACUUCUUGAUGAUAAAUGGCCCGAGUUUGGUAAUGAGCCAAGAAACUUGAGAUUGGCUCUUUCAUCUGAUGGAUUCAAUCCCCACAGUUCUCUAAGUAGCAGAUAUAGUUGUUGGCCAGUUAUCUUAGUUACAUAUAAUCUCCCUCCAUGGCUGUGCAUGAAACGAAAGUUCAUGAUGUUGACCUUAUUGAUUUCCGGUCCUAAACAACCGGGAAAUGAUAUAGACGUCUACUUGGAGCCUUUGAUUGAUGAUUUAAAAUCUUUGUGGGAUGGGAUUGGAGGAGUGUAUGAUGCACAUAAUGGAGAAUACUUUACACUCAGAGCUGCAUUAAUGUGGACAAUUAAUGAUUUCCCCGCCUAUGGAAACUUAUCUGGUUGUGUUGUUAAAGGAUAUAAAGCUUGUCCAAUAUGCGGCGAUGAUACACCUAGUCACAGGUUGAAAAAUGGCCACAAAAUUUGUUACAUUGGGCAUAGAAAAUGGUUACCGAUCAAUCAUCCAUAUAGGAGGCAACGUGCAGCUUUUAAUGGGAAACCUGAAUAUGGCACGCCUCCUGAGCCAUUAACCGGAGAAGAAGUGCUGCAUAUGGUUGAAGAUGGUGACAGAGUUUGUUGGAAGAAGAAAUCAAUAUUCUUUGAUCUCGAGUAUUGGAAAUACCUUCCUGUGAGGCAUGUCCUAGAUGUUAUGCACAUUGAGAAGAAUGUUUGCGAUAGUAUCAUUGGUACAUUGGUACAUUGCUGGAGAUCCCUGGAAAAAAUAAAGAUGGGAUUGCUGCUCGAUUAG